Molecule: messenger RNA, 2047 nt
Organism: Contarinia nasturtii (swede midge)
Lineage: Eukaryota; Metazoa; Arthropoda; Insecta; Diptera; Cecidomyiidae
Product: 4-hydroxybutyrate coenzyme A transferase
Exons: 8
Coding region: 457-1899 (480 amino acids)
Biological process (GO): acetate metabolic process
Cellular component (GO): mitochondrion
Molecular function (GO): acetate CoA-transferase activity
Source: RefSeq, a predicted model, not a curated record
AUGCAUGUCUCCGUUUUUACGGCAUAGUCGGUAUGAUUUAGUAUUCGUUCAGCCGGCGGAAACAACGUAACCAAAAUCACAAUCAUUUCAAAUCAUAUCGACCAACAGUUUUAUUUGAAUUUUUAAAUAUUCCCGAAAAACGAGGAGUUUCUUUUUUAUUUCGAGUGAAAAGUGUGAAAUUUAAUCGUCUGUGAUUCCGGCUUUGUAAACACAAAGGAAGACACAAAGAAGAAAUUGAAUGUGUCUUGGUGUAAGUGUGUAGUGAUUUUCGGCAAUUGCUUCUGUGUCGAAAAUUGACCCAACAACAACUGUCCAUAUUUAUAACAACAACGAUAUUCUCAAAAAAAAAAAAUCAUUAUAUUUUUUUUUUAAUUAUAACCUUUCACGACUCAUACGACAGUUGUUUUUUUUUUCAAUUCAUUUGGUUUGUGUGUGAGUGUUGAAAAAUUAAAUGAAAUGUACGCAAUUCGUCGAUAUGUGAAUUUCAUUAAUUUUGAGAAAUAUGGUCGUUUGGCAAACAUUAUCAGCGGUCAAAGUUCUUUGAUGGCCAAUAGAACAUUUUACACAUAUUCACCAGAGCCUAGUCAGCCAAUUAAUCGAGAUCCGACAUUCUGUUCAAUUGAAGACGCCGUCAAAUGUGUCAAAUCAGGUGAUACGGUAUUUGUUCAAGGAGCUGCCGCAACUCCGACAAAAUUGGUUUAUGCGCUGGCUGAACAUGGCAAAGCCGCUAACUUGAGUGAUGUACAGAUUUGUUCGAUGCACACCGAAGGUUUGGCCGAAUACACCGACCCAUCGCUGGAGAAAACGUUCCGUUCGGUAUCAUUUUUCAUGGGUGGAAAUGUUCGUAAAGCGGUUUCAGAGGGACGUGCCGACGCUGUGCCAAUCUUUCUGCAUGAAAUUCCAAAACUCUUCCAUCAAAAAAUUUAUCGACCAGACGUUGCGUUGAUUUCCGUGAGUCCACCUGAUCAACAUGGCUACUGUUCGUUGGGAACGAGCGUUGACUGUGUCCGAGCUGCUCUACAACAUUCCAAAUUGAUUGUCGCUCAAAUCAACAAACAAAUGCCACGUACAUUCGGAGAUUCAAUUAUUCAUCAGUCACAUUUCGAUUUUGCCGCUCAUAUUGAUGUGCCGCUACCAUCGCAUGGUGGAAAAGGGCAAACUGAACAGGAAACCAAAAUCGGCCAGUUGAUUGCAGAGAAUCUGGUCGAUGAUGGUGCAACUUUACAAAUGGGAAUUGGAAAUAUUCCCGAUGCGGUUUUAACUGCUUUGCAUAAUCAUCAAGACCUUGGUAUACAUUCAGAGAUGUUUGCCGAUGGCGUUGUUGACUUGGUGAAAAAUGGAUGCGUUACAAAUGCAAAGAAAGUCAUUCAUAAAGGCCGUAUCGUUGGCUCAUUUUUAAUCGGAACGAAGAAAUUAUAUGAUUUUGUUGAUAACAAUCCAUUUAUUGAAAUGUUGGAUAUUGCCUACGUAAACAAUGUUGGAGUAAUUGCACAAAAUCCAAAAAUGACUGCCAUCAAUUCGGCUAUUGAAGUUGAUCUCACUGGUCAAGUAUGCUCUGACUCAAUCGGAACACGGAUGUAUUCAGGAUUCGGUGGUCAGGUUGAUUUCAUUCGUGGUGCUGCCGAGGGUUUCGAUGGAAAGGGAAAACCAAUUAUUGCAUUGCCUUCAGUUACAAAACGUAACGAAUCAAAAAUUGUUCCAACGGUUAAAUUGGGUGGCGGUAUUGUGACAUCUCGGGCUCAUGUUCAUUAUGUUGUUACCGAAUUUGGUAUCGCAUAUUUGUUCGGCAAAACGUUACGGCAAAGAGCACAUGCUCUCAUCAAUAUUGCGCAUCCAGACCAUCGUGAGAGUUUGGAAAAAGCGGCAUUCGAGCGAUUGAAAUGUAUGCCCAGCGCCUAAGAAUCCAUACAAGUAUUAUAUUUGUCAUUUAAACUCUAGAAAGUUGAAGAAAUUUGUUAAGACCUAAAUUUGGAACGAUUUAUCUGAAUAUUUCAAUAGAAUUCGAAACAAAAUAAAUUGGUUUAAGAGAAAAACAUUAAACAAAAUA